This is a messenger RNA of Ciona intestinalis (vase tunicate), 3394 nucleotides long. RefSeq names its product mitogen-activated protein kinase kinase kinase 2-like. The record is from RefSeq and is a predicted model, not a curated record. Gene Ontology annotation, molecular function: ATP binding; protein kinase activity. Gene Ontology annotation, biological process: protein phosphorylation. Lineage: Eukaryota; Metazoa; Chordata; Ascidiacea; Phlebobranchia; Cionidae.
CAGUUCCAUGUGUUGUAUACCUCUGGCUAGGUAAUGUUUCUUGUUUAAAAUUACCCGCUGAUUCUAAAAAUCGGAUAAAACAACAUAAUGAAUCUAAUGGAAGACCCACUCAACUCAAUCUACAAUGACUUGUCAGCUCUCCAGGAUAAAGUUAAGCAACCAAAGGGUGUUCGAGUCAAAUUUGAGUUUCAAUCUGAGCGUCGAAUCGUCCAAGUGCAGCAACCCCUCACUUAUGACUACCUGCAGAUGACUGUGCAGAGAAUUUAUGGGAAGUCUCUCUCCAUGUUGUUUUGUCCAGGAGGACGUAAUGAGCUGCAAGUUCCACUUCAAAGUCAAGUGGAUGUAGACAAAGUGGUAGAACUGUUAGAUCGUAGCACUCAUCAACGAAAUUUAAAGAUCCACCUAGUUGAGCAGAUACCACCCACGGCUUCACCUACGUGGCAAUCGGAGCCUUCUACCACUAGAGCGCACUCAGCAUCUUCUCCGGGUUCAUUCGAGUACUUCAAAUCAUCCUCUUCUCCGUUUGCUGAACCUCAACCUCCACCAAUAAAGUCUCCAACCCAACGCCGAUCCAUGGAGCAACGAAAGCACCGGUAUUCCCCACCGCCUGGAACGAUUGACGACAAGAUUAUUCAGCGGCAUCGUGGUUCAAGAACCUCCCUUAACAGUGAGGGUGAAUUCAUACCAGACACGACGAUUUUCAGUCCACCGUCAGCAGCCUACAGCAGUUCUACAUCCCUAGAUAGUUCUCUGUCUAGUCCUCAAAUAGCAAUGGAGCCUUGGCAGUCGGGGUUACAUGGGGCUUCUUACCCCGACGAGGAGAUGGAAACCUCACCAUCAUUUCAUAGAAAAGGGGGCACUUACCCUCGUCGAUUACAUGCGCAAAACGUAUCAGUCGAAGAACGAAAAUUGGAAAAUUCCAGGACAUUUCCACGCAUCAGGCCAUCGCUUAGAAAUGCUCGUUUCUUGCCAAGUCAUUCACAUUUCUCGUCAUCUACCAACAAUAUGUCGUCUAAUUGCAGCAGCACCAGUAGUGGAUUGGAAUUAGAGGAACUUCAUAAUCAAGUCACCACAUCUGGUUCAUACUCGGGUUCGAACCACCGCGCACAUCACCGAAUGAGUGGAGGUGACGGCCUUGUCAUGGAUUCUUCAUUCAACUCACUCAUCGCCCCAUGCUCCAAGUCUCCAAAAGCCCCGGCCAAUUGGAAGAAGGGAAAGGUGCUUGGACAUGGUGCUUUCGGGAAAGUCUACUUAGCGUAUGACGCUGACACCGGCCGAGAACUGGCCGUCAAGCAAGUUGAAAUAAUUGCAGACAACAGCGACGCUACGAAGGAAAUCAAGGCUUUGCAGACAGAGAUUGAGCUUUUACGGUCGCUACAGCAUGAGAGGAUCGUUCAAUAUUACGGUUGUACUGAGGAAUCGAACACACUUUCUAUAUUCAUGGAAUUAAUGUCCGGAGGAUCUGUGAAAGACGAGAUAAAGGCUUACGGUGCCCUUACUGAGCCGGUUACGUGCAAGUAUGCUCGGCAGAUCCUGGAAGGUCUUAUUUACCUACACGGCUUUCAAAUCGUCCACCGUGACAUCAAGGGUGCGAACGUGUUGCGCGACUCGUCGGGCAACGUCAAGCUAGGUGAUUUCGGCGCUGCAAAGAAGCUGCAAACAAUCGUGACGUCAUCGGGUCAGACAGUCGUAGGUACACCAUACUGGAUGAGUCCAGAAGUUAUCGAAGGUCGAGGUUACGGGCGAAGGGCGGAUAUCUGGAGCCUCGCUUGUACAGUGGUAGAAAUGCUAACCACCCGACCACCGUGGUACGAAUUCGAGGCGAUGGCUGCUCUGUUUAAGAUCGUGACGCAAACCACUUCACCUCAGCUACCCCCUAAUGUCUCACAAGAAGCAAAAGAUUUUCUUGGUGUGGCGUUCGUAGAUAAGGAACAGCGACCUUAUGCGGCAGACCUUAUGAGCCACAAGUGGUUUACUGGCAACUACUUCUAACUUGCUCACAAAGGUCCUGUGUUACGUCACAAUCUAUUACGUCACCACCGCCCCGGCGCGUGCAGGAGACAAAUAUGGCGUCCCUCCAAGAGAAAUUGGUAUAUUUCAAGUUAAGUACCAAACCCCAAGCCCAGCAUUUUCCUCAAAAGUUCAAUUUUCGUCGAUGUUUCUAGAAUCUAUUGCAGUGUUUCCAGUUAAAUCCCGCCUCGCGAACAUCCAGGCAUCGGAUCCACUUAACGGGAACACUUUUUGCUGCAAUAUUUAUUGAUCUAUAUUAUUUUGAACGCUCUUGAUGCCUUGAUUUUGUCAGCUUCCACCUAACGCGCCAUUGGUUUAUAACGAUGGAGUCAUAUUCCCUUUUAAUAAGUGGAAAAGGAAAGCACUUUUACAUUUUUUUUACUUUACUUUUGUCUCUACAAGUGUAAGCAUCUAUCUUACACAUACUCGAACCAAAUUCUAGAUUGGGCUUUUAGGACAUAUCGGGCCACGGUACAAUAUUUUUGACAAUCCAUAGUCUACAGGGAGGUAUUAACGUUGUACUACAUAUUAUGUAGCGCAAUAUGCAAUAACGAUGAAAAUGAGCUAGUAGCAAGUUUACCAACGUGCUUCACUCCGUCCAUACCCCAGCCUAAUUACCGUGCCUGAAUUUCUGGUCUACGAUCGUUUUUUUCACAAUAAUAUAUUCGCAUCGUCCUGUACUUUUACCCAUUUAUCGCCUUUUUGCAUUGUUUUUUAGCGGAAAUCGGCGACUGUGUUUUACCAAUUCUUCUUGCAUCUGCGUCCAUUGAAAUGUUCCUCUCUUUCUUUUUGCCUUUUUCAUCUUCUCUCCCUUUUACCAUUUUGUCGUUCCAAUGCAAGAGCGCCGUCCGCUACUGGCUGUUCAUACAUUUUCUUGUGAACUCACCACACACAGUGCUCUAAGCCAUGCUAAAUGUUUCAAAUUUAAAAACACUUUUCUAAAAAACAAAAUCAUGGCCUACUCAGUACAUUGUAUUUUGUCGUCUUUCAAAAUCAAUAUGCGUCAUAUUUCCUGACCUUUGUCUCUCCAAUUUAGUACUGCUACCGUAGCACGGCCCACAAUUUUAAACACUGUAUAAAACUUUUGCCCGAUAAAUGCAUUCAUAUAACCGUUUGCUUGCUACUAAAUUAACCAAAAAUACUUUCCUGUACUAUCACCAUUCUAUUUCUACAUUCGAAAUAUCUUUUUUCUUUCCCUUAAAUUUUCCAUCAGUGUUGCCACGAAGGAGAAAAGCGAUCCAACCAAGCGACCACGCUUCCAAAGUUUGCAGGAACUUGGCACCACUGCUGCCUCGCUCAGUAGUCUUGCAUGUUUCAAUUGUUUAUGUAUCUAUGCUAACUAUUCACCGCCGUUGCACUAUCUAAAGUAAACGGUUUUAACUAA